AUUUUAGGGUCAAUGCAAAAUGAGCAUCUCAUAUAUCAGUGUUUUACCUUUGGAGCAAUCACUUGAAGUUGUCUUCAUGAAGUACACACAUUCUCAGAAAUGUUUCCUGAUAACUGAAUAUCUAACACAGCUUUAACUCUGCUUUUGCAAGCAUAGACCGCUGUUAUCACAACCCCAUUGGUUGCACAAGUCUUAGUGGAAAAAAACAACAACUCUGGCUUUCACAUUUCUUCAACUAGUCGACCUAAUCUGGAUGUGCUGUUGGUGAUAAAGGUCAAACGUUCAAGACCCAAAGGAAACACGAGUUCAAGGCUUGAAUAAUUAUUGUGGUCUGGACUCUUCUGCUUCUUAAUGUUACGCAGUAGAAAAUCUGAACAUGUGUUUUCUUUCUAAAUAGACUUUUUUUUAUUCUGAUCUUCUCCAUAUAAAGCUGUUUUUCUCAAGUUAAAAAGCAGAACUUUUUUCAGAUAGUGCUAUAAUGUUUGCACUGGGAACCCCGUUUUAAGGCACAUUAUAUAUUUACAAGUCCUUCUAAUAUUUUUUUAAGCAUUAAUGGCACUGACGGAUCUCCUCUGUAAUCAUUCACCACCCCCUGCGGAGUUGAAGUGCAGGUCGGAGUCAGGACAGACGUGGUGUGACUGGGUGGUAUGAUUCAGUGGCCAGGGUGUCUGUGAGGAAGGUAACUGUGUGCUAUUUGAGGACAGGAGGGGGGGGAUUUGAACUUUCUCCUGUAUUUACCUAAAAAAACGAACGAUGUGUGCAGCUCCGCGGAAAAAAAAAUCCUGUGUUAUUAAUCAUGCAUCGAAAGAAUAUGUUUGAUUUUUGCUCAUUUAAAACUGCUUUCAUGAGGUGAACCUGCAAAAUAACCCCCACUAAAAUAAGCCUCCUUCUGCACUUUAUGUCACUGUAAAUACUUUGAUUUGGAUCAAGAACACAAAAACUUAAAGAGCUUUUGAGAUUCUAUAUCCCAACACAAUAUCAAUAUAUUUCAUUUGUUGAAGCGAUGUGUUAUCACGUGUUUCCUGAUGUGUAAAUCUGGUUGAAAAGUCAAAGUUGCACAAUUUUGGUCUAACUAUUGAGUAACUUAUUUUAUGGGUCAAAGUGUCAUCCUCAUGAACCGGCGAGAACUUAUCUGGUGUUAUCAUUAUCUCUCUGACAGGCCGUCUUGCAUAUAUGAUGAUUUCUGUCUUCAUAAUCUAAUGUGCAAAUAAAUGUAUCAAUAAAACCUACUCAACCUUCAUAGGAUCUUUCUGUCUUUAUCCUGUUAAAUAUAAUAAUCAUAUCAUUUAUAUGAGUGGCUGCAGACUGUUUGAGUGUCAGAGGGGACGUCAGUAUGUACUCAUAAAACCCCCUACAGGCUGAAAUCUUCUAACGGGGGCUGCAGACGAGCACUUGACUGGAGCUGUCAAGUACAUGCCAAACAGCAGCACAGAGCAGAGCCAGACAAAUCCAUCUUCCUGGAAAGUUUUGAAGCUCUUGACAUGUUGACAGAAGUCAACAACCUCCAGGGGUGUUAGGGACGGGGUCUUUGUGUAAGCCCUCCUGUAGUUAAACAAACAGCUGCAGGUGUGAGUUGUCUUCGGAUGGAAUUCAUCUAAACACACUGACGCUACACAUCUGUAACCACUGUGGAUCUUCUCUAUGGGACUGUAGGUGUUUUUCAAUCAUCAUCUUUACCAGAGGAUUGGACUUCUACGCGUUUAUUUCAAAGACAUAAUGAGUGUCAAAGAAGAUUCAAUGAAAAGCAAUGGCGUGGCAGUCAUGAAUGGUAAUCCUGAGAGGGUCCUUACCAAAAACUCCUCAAAGGACUCUUGCAUCCUCAAUGGAAAUGUCCCAUGUGUGGAGCUCAGUGCAGCGUCAGACUCAGAGAACAAGGAGUCUCAUCCUCCCAGUAACUCUGGAACUCAUGAGAAUGGAGCUGCGGAGGGACUUUCAGAUCUGGCUCCAGCUGAUGAGCUAUGGAGCACCAGCAGAGAGAAGGGGGUCAAGCUGAGGCUAGAGGCCUCUGGACCUGGCUCGGAGACUCCCAUCACCAUCCAUCAGAUGUUCAAGAAGACAGUGGAUACGUACGGGGACCAUCCAGCCUACGCUUUCAAAAAAGAGGGUCAAUGGGUGAAGGUGACAUGGAAGCAGUACUAUGACCAGUGCCGGGCAGCAGCAAAAAGUUUCAUCAAGUUGGGCUUGAAGCGAUACCAUGGUGUAGGGAUUUUGGGUUUCAACUCCCCUGAGUGGUUCAUUGCAGACAUCGCUGGCAUCUUGGCCGGGGGCCUGACAUCUGGAAUUUACACCACCAACUCCCCAGAGGCUUGUCACUAUGUGGCUGCCAGCUGUGAGGCCAACAUCCUGGUCGUGGAAAACCAGAAACAGCUCGAUAAAAUCCUGCAGGUUAAAGAUCAACUGCCUCACCUGAAAGCUAUUGUCAUGUAUAAAGGCGAGCCACAGCAGAAGGCACCAUUCCUGUAUACAUGGGAAGAGUUUAUGAAGCUGGGAGAGGAUGAGCCAGAUAAGAAACUGGAUGAUAUAAUUAAAAGUCUGAAGCCAAACGAGUGCUGCUCUCUCAUCUUUACCUCUGGAACCACUGGCAACCCUAAAGCAGUCAUGUUGAGCCAUGACAAUCUGACAUGGACAAGCAAUCAAGCAGCUGUCACAUUUGAUAUAAACUACGCUGAAGAAGUAACGAUCAGUUACCUGCCACUCAGCCAUGUGGCCGCCCAGAUAAUUGACAUUUGGCUGGCUAUUAGCUUCGCCACCACUACCUACUUUGCAGACCCAGAUGCCCUCAAAGGCUCCUUAGUAAACACGAUGAAAGAGGUUCGUCCAACUUGUUUCCUUGGGGUUCCUCGUGUGUGGGAGAAGAUGCAGGAGAAGAUGAAAGCUGUGGGGGCCAAAGCAUCCCCAAUGAGGAGGAAUGUGGCAAGUUGGGCCAAAUCCAUAGGCCUGCAGUACAACUACAGCAUAAUGAAUGGGGAGAAUCUGGUGCCGUGGGGAUUCACGUUGGCUAAUGCUCUGGUGUUCAAAAAGGUGCGUGCUGCACUGGGCUUAGACCGCUGCAAACUCUGCCUCACAGGCGCUGCCCCCAUCACUAAAGAUACCUUGGAGUUCUUCCUGAGCCUGAACAUCCCUUUGUUGGAGCUCUACGGCAUGAGUGAAUGCACUGGCCCACAAACCCUCUCCUUGAACCACCAAUACUGCAUCACAAGCUGUGGAAAGGUAAUCCCAGGCUGCAAAACGAAACUAGUCAAUCACGAAAUGGAAGAGAGUGGAGAGAUCUGUUUCUGGGGUCGACACAUCUUCAUGGGCUACCUGAACAUGCCGGACAAAACUGCAGAGGCGCUUGAUGAGGACGGCUGGCUGCACUCUGGAGAUCUUGGGAGACACGACCAGAAAGAAUUCCUCUACAUCACAGGAAGGAUCAAGGAGCUGAUCAUCACAGCGGGUGGAGAGAACAUCCCUCCUGUACCUAUUGAAGACGCACUGAAAGCCGAGGUUCCCAUCAUCAGCAACACCAUGCUGCUGGGUGACAGGCUCAAGUUCCUCUCCAUGUUGAUCACGCUCAAAUGUGUCCUAAACGAGAACGGUGAGCCCACAGACGAGCUGAGCCCCGAGGCUUUGGACUUCUGCAAGCAGAAUGACGUCAAAGCGACAAAGGUGUCAGAGAUCAUAGCCAAUAAGGAGCCAGCGAUCUACACAGCCAUUCAGGAGGGUAUUGAGCGCAUCAAUGCCAAAGCAACUUCCAACGCCCAGCGGGUCCAGAAGUUUGUCAUACUGGAGCAAGACUUCUCUAUCGUAGGAGGAGAACUUGGACCCACUUUGAAGCUGAGGAGGCCCAUUGUUGUGAAGAUGUACCAGAAGACAAUAGACGAAAUGUAUCCGGAGGCGAAACAAUAAACUGUGCUGCACUUAAAAGAGACGGUUCUCAGGAAGUUGACUGCAGGUUUAUAAACACUCUUUGUUGUCGAGGUGUCAUUUUGAAAAAUGUAUAAAAUCAUUUUUCACCGGGAUGUUAAAAGUGCAAACUAAAAAAAAAAUAAUGAUUCUGAUUGUGUUGUAUUAAAUGCUUUGUUUCAAUAUGACACAUUUCUGUUGUCUGUCUCAAAUCGGUAUUUAAGCUGUGAAAUGUUCAUACUCCUCCACAGCAGUAAAGCACAUUGGGUAAAUAAAACAACUCAAUCAGAACCAAUAUCUUGCCACUUUAUUUAAUGUCGUACACAGGUGAAGUGUCCAGAACACACAGGUUGGAAACACUUGAUUGUGUCAGUUAUUAUUAUUUACAGAAGUACAUUUUUUUACAGUUUUUAAGGCAAGUUCUGGGAAACAAAGUUUACUGUUUUUUAAUUUCAUAAUAAUGUGCAUAUUAUCCGUGAAGCAGCAUUAUGUAUUUAUUUUCCUUUUGACUGUACAACACAAUAUUGUCUUUAAAGGAUUUUACAGCAUUCAUUUCCGAUCUCCAACCUCAUGUUGUGUACGAAAGACGAUCCUAAACUUAAUUAAUUAAAAAUUAAUAUUCAGACAUUGCCAUUUAAUUAUUGAAUGUAAUGUUUGAAUGAGUGUUUGAUAAUGUAAAGAGAAAACGACCAAAAUGAUCUUAAUAAGUGCAGUACCAAGACUGUGCAACUUGUAAAGCACAACUCAUACUUCUCCGUGUACAGUUAACAGAAAUAUGUUUAUUAUCGUAUGAGAUGUUCCAUGAUUGACAAUAAAAAAAGUGAUUUGGAUUAAUAAAGAAAUUAUUCAUGUU
This is a messenger RNA of Labrus bergylta (ballan wrasse), 4738 nucleotides long. Its product is annotated as long-chain-fatty-acid--CoA ligase ACSBG2. NCBI's taxonomy places the organism in Eukaryota, Metazoa, Chordata, Actinopteri, Labriformes, Labridae. The record is from RefSeq and is a predicted model, not a curated record. Gene Ontology annotation, cellular component: membrane; endoplasmic reticulum. Gene Ontology annotation, molecular function: long-chain fatty acid-CoA ligase activity.